Molecule: messenger RNA, 3510 nt
Organism: Penicillium brevicompactum
Lineage: Eukaryota; Fungi; Ascomycota; Eurotiomycetes; Eurotiales; Aspergillaceae
Product: regulator of nonsense transcripts 2
Exons: 6
Coding region: 1-3510 (1169 amino acids)
Biological process (GO): nuclear-transcribed mRNA catabolic process, nonsense-mediated decay
Cellular component (GO): cytoplasm; exon-exon junction complex
Molecular function (GO): protein binding; RNA binding
Source: RefSeq, a predicted model, not a curated record
AUGGAUCGCCAGCGGAAAAGGGAGCUUCGCGACCUAAACGACCGAGCUUGGGCGGGUGAACCUGAUGUGUUCACCACGAACAAGUCCCUCGACUCUGCGCUCAAGAAAAAUACCGCCUUUAUCAAACGUCUUCGCACUGGCAUUAGUGCUUCCGCAUUGUCCACCUUCCUAGCCGAUAUCCGGACGCUCUCCCUCCACAAGUACCUCUCUGAGAUCAUCUCGGCCUGCUACGAAGGUCUAUGCAAGCUCAAAUCCCCCGGAGAAAUCGCCGCAGGAGUAGAGGUUGUUAGCGCGCUGCACCAGCGCUUCGGGCCAUGGGAGUUCACUCGCCAGAUUGGGUGGCUGCUCGGUCGCGGACUGAGCACACCGGACAAAGCGCAACUGAAGGCCCUCAGCCAGGAAAUCCGUGAGCGCGAAGAGAAGGACCGAUUGUCUCGCCACCGCGUUCUUCUUCGAGUGGUCACGGAGCUUUGGCUGGUCAAUGUCCUAAAGACUCUGGAUGACGUCGAGCGGCCUGAAGAUUUGGGCGCGAAAGGAAAGGAGGGCGUUGUUGGUAUUGGUGGAAAGCCGGACACACCGUUGAAAGCAAAGACUCCUGCUGCGGGGCAGAAGGAUCAGGACAGGCCUGCUGAUCCGUUCCCUCUGGAGGUUCUCAAAGAACUGCUCGGACAUGACCGAGAUCAUACCAACCUUCCUCUAGCGGUGCUGUUUGUCAAGAGCUUUAGCUGGGAUAUUGUCGGCUCGAAGCUUGCCGAAGAGGGCAGGAAGACCGUUGAGGUUGACGGUGCAACUUCAGCUGCGGACACACAAACUGCCGAGGCCGAUGGAGAGUCCACAGAGGCCGAUCUACCACUCACCCCGGAGAAGACACAGCAGCGCUUCCGAAACAUCUUGAAUCGCUAUUUGGAGGAUGUCAAGGCGCAUGUUGUUCGUGACCAGCGAGCGCUUGCCCAGCAGAACCGUCGUAACGCCGAGGCUUACGUGAAGAGUGGUGAAAUCUUUGAAGACCGUCAAGCCAACUUCGAAAAGCAGUCCAAAGUUUUAGAAAAGCUCGUGGCCAAUACCCAGGUGCUGUGCGAGGCUCUUGGAACUGAGAUGCCUGACAUCGCCGAAAAGGAGACCACGGAUGCCUCAGCCAGCGGUGGGAUCGGACUUGUCAAGACCACAGAUUAUCUUCGAGGCCAAGGAGAAGGAGCUGGCAUCUGGGAAGAUGAAGAGGAAAGGCGAUUCUACGAGAAUCUCGUCGAUUUGAAGGGCAAGGUGCCCGCCAUGCUUCUCGAGGACGGGAAAAAGAAGAAACCCGAAGCCGAGGAGUCGGGAAAGAAGAAGGUGGAUGGCGAAGGUGCCGAGUCUGUCGCAGAGCAGUCGGAAGAGACCCCUGCCGCAGAAACGGAUGAUCAGUCCACUGCCAUUGCUAGCAAGACCGUUGGCGCACAGGUGGAUUCCCUUCUUGCCAAGCUCCCCGAAUUGCAGACCAAGGACCAGGUUGACCAAUUUGCGCUGGACUUUUGCUGGGUCAAUUCAAAGGCUUCACGCAACAGACUUGUCAAGGCUGUUUCGGAGAUCCCCAAGGGUCGCAUUGAUCUUUUGCCUCUUUACUCCCGUCUUGUGGCCACUCUGGGACAAUACUUGCCUGACAUCCCACAGGGAAUCACCACUUAUCUUGACGAGGAGUUCCGAAGUCUGCAAAGGCGCAAGUCCAAGGAGUUCCUUGGUCAAGUACGUAUGGCCAAUGUACGCUAUUUGGCCGAAUUAACCAAAUUUGGCGUGGUUCCUGAACACAUCAUCUUCCACUGCUUCAAGGUCUCUUUGGACGAAUUUUCGCGCAUGAACAUCGAAAUCAUCGGCCACUUGUUAGAGAACUGUGGCCGCUACCUGUUGCGCAACCCGGAGACAUCUCCACGAAUGGCUUCUUUCCUUGAAACCUUGAGCCGGAAGAAGGCUGUUCAACACCUUGCCCAACAGGAGCGAAUGGUCAUCGAAAACGCCAUCUACUACGUCGAUCCGCCACCACGCCCAGCGAUUCAGCAGAAGGAGCGCACGCCCAUGGAGCAGUACAUCCGCCGACUCAUCUAUCUUGAUAUGAACAAGCGCAACUACACCAAAAUCUUGAAGUCAAUCCGCAAACUCCACUGGGAAGAACGUGAAGUUGUUGAAAUCCUGGAACGUGUGUUCAGCAAACCAGUCAAGGUGAAGUAUGGCAGCAUUCAUCUCCUGGCGAUUCUUGUCAGUGCGUUGUACCGGUAUCACCAGGAUUUCGUGAUCGGCAUUGUCGACAACGUCCUGGAACAAAUCACCCUUGGCCUUGAGCAGAAUGACUUCAAAUUCAACCAGAAGCGCAUCGCGGAAAUCAAGUAUCUAGGUGAGCUUUACAACUACAAGAUGAUUGAUUCUCCGGUCAUCUUCGAUACACUGUAUCGCAUCAUCACCUUUGGCCAUGAGGGUGAUGACUACUUCCGCCUGCGUUUGGCCUGUACUCUUCUUGAUACAUGUGGCCACUGUUUCGACCGUGGCUCCGCCAAGAAGAAGCUGGACUUCUUCCUUUCUUUCUUCCAGUACUACCUAUUCACCAAGGACCCCCUUCCCAUGGAUGUCGAUUUCCUCGUCCAGGACACUUACCAUUCCAUUCGCCCGCAAUGGAAGCUUGCCAGCGACGCCGAAGAAGCCACUCGGAUCUUCAGUGAAGCUGUUGCUCAGAAUUACAACGUGCCCGAUUCCGAGAGACCCGUUGAAGUCGACGAGGAAGACGCAGAAAGCAGCUCGUCCGACGAAGACCUUGAAGAGGAUGCCAUUAACGAGAUUGACGACGACCAGGAAUCCAGCGAUGAAGCCGAAGCAUCUGGACCCAAUCCAGAGGGCAAUGACGACAGCGACAGCGAGUCCGAAGAUGAGGAUGAGCAGAUCGUCGUCACCCGCCAGGAAGAGGAGCGAGACCCAGUGACCGAAGCCGAAUUUGAUCGAGAGUUCGAGAAGAUGAUGGCUGAAAGCAUGGACUCCAGACGGUUUGAACGCAAGACUGUCUUUGACAUUCCCCUCCCCAUGAAGCGUCCUCCACGUGAAAACAUGCCCAGUGAUUCCAGCCCGGAGCCAGUCCACGCCGAGCCAGUCCCACCUAAGACCAUGGCCUUUUCUCUGAUGACAAAGAAGGGGAACAAGCAACAGACUCGAUCCAUUGAUCUCCCAUCGGACUCGACCUUUGCCAUUGCCAUGCGGAGCCAACAGCAAGCGGACCGCGAGGAACAACAACGCAUCAAGAACCUAGUCUUGAACUACGAGGCAUCCAAUGAACCCGAACCAGCCGAAAGUGAGAUUGUACCCCAGGGGCCCCCAGACUCCCCAGAUACCCCAGACCCCCCAGAGAACCCCAACCGGAAGAACCCCUUGCUGAGAAAACAAAAAGCAGCAACCCAGGAGAAACGCACCCCCGCAAGCCAACGGACCGACAAGGCCGGCGCCAACCGCUCCGCCUUCCGCUCCCGCAAGCUCCAACUCAGCGACGUCAACUGGUAA